Messenger RNA from Schistocerca cancellata (South American locust), 575 nucleotides. Its product is annotated as mitochondrial import inner membrane translocase subunit Tim13. Bases 111 to 383 code for a protein of 90 amino acids. The transcript has 3 exons. Lineage: Eukaryota; Metazoa; Arthropoda; Insecta; Orthoptera; Acrididae. The record is from RefSeq and is a predicted model, not a curated record.
AAGGCAAGGUAACACAUCUUUGGCCAACAAUAUCUUCACACACGCCGUGUGAAAGUGGAGAGCGGCUUCAUGCUGUGGGUUUGCUGCUGAAGACUAAAGAAAAUAUUUAAAUGGACAGCUUGCAGACUGGGUCCCUAACCGGGGCGCAGAAAGAUGAAUUGAUGGACCAAGUAAAGCAGCAAAUUGCUGUUGCAAACGCUCAGGAGCUCCUGACGAAAAUGACAGAAAAGUGCUUUAAGAAAUGUAUCAACAAACCGGGUACCUCGCUAGACAGUUCAGAACAGAAAUGCAUUGCCAUGUGUAUGGACCGCUAUAUGGACUCGUGGAAUUUGGUGUCUAAGGUGUACGGUAGCAGAAUACAGAAAGAAAGGCAUAGACUAUAAAUAUAAACCAACAUGUUAGAUAAUUUUAGGUGAAAACAGAUCGAUGUACAAAACCAACAUAUUUAAAAGAAACAUAUUUCAUAUGUGUGUAUAAAAUAUUUUUUUGCUUAAAAAUGAUCCACAGAUAAUUUUAAUUGUCUUUGUAUACAUGUUAUUAGUGCUGUUUAUAAAAUAAAUAACUAAUUAUUGCAA